Blastomyces gilchristii SLH14081 is the source of this 2524-nucleotide messenger RNA. RefSeq lists its product as uncharacterized. Bases 903 to 1361 code for a protein of 152 amino acids. The transcript has a single exon. The record is from RefSeq and is a predicted model, not a curated record. Lineage: Eukaryota; Fungi; Ascomycota; Eurotiomycetes; Onygenales; Ajellomycetaceae.
CAUCCUUGCCCCCCCUCCAGGCACAGCAGGCAAAUCCAGCUGGCCGCACGGUCGACGGCAUUUCUGCAUGCCUUACUCCGUAUUUGUUGACGAGAUGGCGUCCCGAGGUGCCCUGAGGCCCCUUGAUGGAGGAACGGAUAGGCUGAUUCGAGCCCGUUGACUGGAUCCAAGAAAAGCUGCGCCAAGCCGUAAGCCCCAAGGGGCUGGUGUUGUCAUGCUAUGUUCCUGGCACCUGACUCGUGGAAGGAGGGCAGAGGCGCUGGUUUGAAUGCAUUAUUCCUCUCUUCUGACAAGAAUACUAAUUCUUACAGUGUGUGAGCGAGGUCAGAAAAUAAUAAUUAUUACUAUUGGAUAUUACGGAGAAGUGGCGAGAAUAAAGGUGUACACUGCUCUAAGGUGCGGCAUUGACGAGCCAAGCAGCGGGCACUGAUUGUUGAAUGCUGAUGGUUGCUCUUGGCCCACGAAGGCAAAACCACCAGGGUUCGCGUGAGAAAGGAUUCUGGACGGCCAAAAGAAGAGGCGAGGGUUUACUGUGUAGCUGAAAGCAGGCUCCGAGUGAAUCCGUCCCGGUAUAUUUUAGUGUCGUGAUGCCGGAGAAGAGGACUCUGACGCCCUACGCUGUGGAUAGUUCCCAGGAGAAACAUCCUUAGGCGACGAGGCCUUGUCGUACACACGGUCUAGGGCAGUCAGCAGCUUACUGGGAACCCACAGCCACAGGGCCAGUGGGAGCAAGAACAUUAUUGAGUCGAGACUGUUUACUGAACAGGUGGAGUGGAGCAGUAUGUCAUCUCGGCUCCAUUUUUGCAUUUUGCCUAGACUGGUAGUAGUCUGACUAUUCAAACUACCAUCGUCUGCCUCUUUUUCUCGGGUGGGCAGCCAGGGGAAGAGAGGGGACAACGCUCAUGAUGUCUGAUGUCUGCAGCGAAUCUUUGGGAGGUCAAGACUCCAAAGCUGAAACCAAAAGGUGGUGGGGUCACCAUAGCCGAUCAGCGUGCUAUUGUAGCCCUAAAGAAUAUAAAGAGCGGAGCAGUGCUUCUGGUAAGGCUGGCCGUGGGCAACGCUGGACAGAUGCCAUCAUGCCAGACAACAUCAAUCUUCGCGGUCCAUCCAUAUAUCGCAAGAUACUACACGGCAGUCCUUCUUGUGGUCAGGCGUUGCACAAAUUCCACAGGUUGAAAUGGACUUUCUACAGAUUUACUCUCUCCAUACGAGUCAGGAAGGGGGAAAUUUCUCUCACCUUGAAGCGGAAGCGGAUAUUGUUGAUAAUCCCCUGCUCGCUCCUCUUCAGCCCCGGCAAGAAGGCUGAACUCCGUGCGAUCUUAUUAUUAUUUGCGGCUAUGGAAGGAACUACGCUUAUGUGAUGCAUAAUCUUAGCGCUGCUAGCGUCUUCGAGAUGUGCCGUCGUUGCAUCAAUGCGUUCCCCAACGAUACCGCCUCGUUCUGCCUAACUAAGCAAUUCGUUUGCGUAGUCAUUCCUCCUAACAGUGCAUUGAAAAUGAUCAGAGUAUUAUUGACUGGGGAUUGUUACUACAGCAUAAUCCCUUUUUUUUAUUAUUGCCCACCAAUCUCAAUUACUCAAUUCGCAGAUAACCUGCUCUCGUCCGGGCCUUCCCCCUCUCGCGAAUCGGCGCAGAUCCCAAAUCUUUGAAUAAACUCCCCACUUGAUUCCUGACAUGUGGAUGAGUUCGAUUCUCCCCGAGAAUUCGUUUGGAACAUGCUCACCCCAGGAGAAAAGGUUUAUGUAGCCCUUCCUCGAGUGGGGAAGCGCCGCCACACGGCGAACGAAGCAAUUGACGGGGAAGUGUAUCCCCGGAAAUAACCAUAUGUCAUGUCAAGCGUGUACAAGAUCUGGCCUUAGAGUACGGAUUUAUCCUCUCAACGGUUUACGGAAAUAAAUAGUUAGUUAUCCCGUUAGCUCAAGGAAACGAGAACGAAAAUAUCCUCUUUGUGGUUCUCUGGAACUCUAGGGCGGUUUAAAAUCUGGUAUAGAGCAGAAAAGAAUAAACGCGGUUAUAGAUUUCGGACUGGUUAGCCUUGCGGAAAGGAAAAAGAAAAGAAAAGAGAAAGAAAAAGAAAAACCACCCCAUCCUUCGAAUUAAAGCGUUAGAAAAUUCACAUGCGUCCAGACUCCACAUACAGGUCCAUGCCAAAAUUGGCUUUACCCCGGACACCAAUUCUGCAUGAACUGAACAUACUAUAAAUCCCUAUCGAUGAGGUACAUCCCGAUAGAGAUCCCUUUUAUGGGGAUAAUAAUAUCGAGGAAUUUCUCGUUCCCCAUGGGGACGGACGGACUCUGGGGUAGGCAGAUUGAUGGUUAGUACUACGUAUCCCUUGUGAUAGUUGGGCGGCAUAUGGAGAUAUUCAGUUCGCAGCCAUAUUUUAUCUCGUGAUUCUCUAUGGCUGGGUACGUACGCAGCAGCGUAAAUCGCUCGGGCUUGGAGACGCCGAGGAAAGUUCGUGAGGGACAGCACGAUCAGAGAGGGAAGUCUUCGCUAUCGAUCCGAUUCAGGAUAUGGAAAACAAU